Condylostylus longicornis is the source of this 5756-nucleotide messenger RNA. RefSeq lists its product as uncharacterized. Bases 139 to 5556 code for a protein of 1805 amino acids. The transcript has 2 exons. NCBI's taxonomy places the organism in Eukaryota, Metazoa, Arthropoda, Insecta, Diptera, Dolichopodidae. The record is from RefSeq and is a predicted model, not a curated record.
GCGGGUUAUUAAGGUUAAAAAAUUUAAUUCCAUCAACAAAAUAAAAAACGUGCAGAUUUUUUUUUAAAUAUUAAUAUCUAAGUUGACAAAAUUCGUUAUGUUGACAUAAAUAAAUUAAUUUAUUAAAAUUUCUAAGUGAUGGAUUCCUUUAACUUUGAUCUUGACUUCUUAAACGAUAUUCAUUUUGCACCACAAAGCUGUAUUUCAACUGCAGUAGAAACAGAACAAAUUAAAAAAGAUGAAGAAGAAGCUACAGUCAAGUGUGAAUUUCGAAAUAUUAAUUCCUUUGAUGUGAAGGAAUUAACAUCGAAACUAACUGAACAUAAUGAAAUGGUGAAAGAGAUUAGCAGGCUUAAAGAAGCUAAUGAAAGACUUAAGAAACAAUCUGCCAGUAUUAACGAAUCUGCUGAAAAUGUAAGAAUUCUGUUUCAAAACGAACGUAAAUUAGUAGAAGAAUUAAAAACCAAAAAUCAAAGAUUGUAUGAAGAACUUAAUCUAUGCAAUGAGCGGGUUGAAAAUCUCCAACAAUCUUUGGAGAACACUAAAUACAUUCAAGAACAAAACAAAGCAUUUUUAGAAGAAAAAUGCAAAAAUUUAAAUGACCUAGUACUGAGUCUUAUCGACUUUAGCUUUGACGCAGCAAGGCAACUCUCAGAUAAUCUUAUUUUAAGUACAAAAACAAAGAAAGAGUUGAUGAUUAUAAAAAGUAAUUUAUUAAAACAAAAUUACGAAAUUCCUAGCGUCAAAAAUUUACACGCAAAACAAAAAAAUGUAAAAUUAAAAAGUACAAUGAGAAGUGAAGAAUUUAAUGAAAUAAAAACGAGUAAUACAUCUCAGAUUAAUAUUGAUAAAUUAGAUAAAAGUACUCAAUAUAUAUCCAGUACUGUUACAAGAGCUGUUAAUACUGAUUUCAAAGUAACAACUUUUGAUGCAAACGUUAACAUUUCCGAAACUGCUGAUUCAAAGAUUUCUUUUGAUGAACAUAUUAAAUAUAAAACAAAUAGUUGUUUCAGUCCACACCAUACCUUCAAUAAAACUCAUGAAGAAGGAUUUUGUGAUGAAAACGCCAAAGAGAAAUUAAGUGAUGCCCAAAAAAUAUAUCCAACUAUAGUACUUUGGAAAGCGCUAGGCGACAAUAUAUUUAAUUUAAUAAAACAUGGGGAUAAUUCAUUGUAUGAAAGCGUUAAUAGUCGUGAAACAAUCCUACAAAAAGUUCUCGAAUCGCAGAAAAGCAAGGAGGAAGACGUGUCAAAAUUGUUUUAUUUAAAUAAAGAAUCUGCAAUGACUUCUCCAACAUCUGAUUAUUCUGAAACACAGCUGUCCGGUGAUUCAAUAGAUGAUUUAGCACAUGUAAAACCAGAAAUGUUUUGCAAAGAAACCGAAAUUAAAAAAAAGAGAUUUGAUAAUUUUCUCUCCUUAAAAAAUGAGACCAAAAAUCGACAAACAAAAUGUUGCGGGGAAGAGAAACUCAAAAAUAUUUCAGCAAAUCUUUGUAAUAAUACAAAUGAUGUUAAAAGUAUAGAAAUAUUUGAUAUCGGAUCCAAAAAAAAUUUUAGCAGUUGCAAAAGUUUCUUUGAAAUUGAUGAAGAGUGUGAAAUAGAUAAACACAUAAUAUGUAACAACGAAUUGAAAGUUAAUAAGGAUCUGGUUGAGUUUAUUCCAAACGCUAAACGCUUAACAUAUACGUUAAGCGAUAGUAGCGAUGGGGAUGAUUGUUCAGUCAAUAUUAUGAAAGAUCAAAAAGAUUGCAAAACUACCAACUUUUUAAAGGAAAAUCCUUAUAGGGAUAAAGUUGAAAUGCAGAAAAUGUGCCCGAGUACCAAAUUAAAUAUUUCCACGAACAAUAUUUCCUUAAAAACAGCAUCAAGUGGAACAGAAAUUCAUGAAAAUUUUCAGUCAAAUGCAAAAAGACUUGAAAAGAAUAUUUGUGGUGUAAACGAUACUGAUACAAAUUCUUUUACAAUUUUUAAAUCUAUUGAAGAAAAUAGUAAAUGUAUCUUUACGAAUGCUAAAAAUUUGAACAAUCACAAUAAUUUAACUUUAACCAUAGGAAUUGCGAAUGAAUUGUCAGAAAAAAUCAGCAAAACUUGUAAAGAAACACCUGAAGUAUCUGAGGACUCGGAAAAAGAGCCUAAAAAUUUUCAAGUUAAUAAGGCUAAAUCUCCUAUUUCAGAAACAAAAAAAUUAAAGAAUAUAGAGGUUAAGAGUGAGAUUGAAACGUCAUACCAGUAUAAAUGUGAUAAAACACCUUAUUCUCCCCUAUCAGAUUCUGGUACUUCAGACAGUUCUUUGGACUCCGAAGGGUCUAGUUCUUUGGAGUCUGAAACCUUGGAAUCUGCAGAAUCGGAUUCUACUAAUGAGACCGAAAGUGAAAGUAGUUCAUCAGAUAGCCCAAAAAAUUCAAGUUUACAGUUUCAAGUUCAAAAUUCAACACACGAUUUGUUUAUGAAAAAUGAAACAAAUUGGGAACGUUGCAAAAAAGUUAAAAAUUUGGAUGAAUCAACACCCCAACCAAAAAAAAUGGAAUCUUUAUUUGAAGAUUUGUUCGGUGAUAGUUUUGAUAAUUCUCCUGCUCAUAAGACAAGUUCACUUACAAAACAAAUAUGUGAGGAAAAAAAUCUUCGUGAAAGAAAACAUGCGUGUACUUUGCAGGAUGAUUUAUUUUUGUCUUCAAGUGAUGAUGAAUCUUGCGAAAGUGAUUCGGAUGAUAAAAAGAAAAGUGUACCUCAAAAUGAAAAUUUAAACGAAUGUACGAACAGUUGUAAGAAAAUUGAAGAAAGUGUGUUAGACGAAGCUUUAUAUGUGGGAAAUUCGACUAGUAAAAUUUGUGGAAAAGUAAUAAAAAAUGAUUCACCAAAAUUAAACAACACAAUUCAUAAUGAAAAAGAUGAAAUAAUAUCAAAUAAUGGUGAAGAAAAUAUUUCAAUUAAGAAACAAGAUUUGCAUGUCGUGGACAAGGUGAAUGAAAGCAUUUUACUUUCAACAAAGAGGACCGACAUAGAUGAAAUAAGUAAAAAUCAGAUAACUUCUAGAUUAAAAAUUUGUUUAGAAAACAAUGUAAGUAAUUUGGAAAACGGUUCUAAUCCAUUGGUAAUUUCGGAUUUACAUCUGUUUGAAGAUAGUUCAUACAUUCAUAAAAGUCCAGCUUAUGCAGAGGAAAACGGUAAAACGGUAAACAAAAAUUUGAUUUCACAAAAUAAUUAUGUCGAUAAAGAACAGUCAAAUAACAUAUCUAUACAACAUGAACAGUUAAAAGCAGUAGUCGAAAAUAAAAGGCAGGAAAGCAAAUGCAACGAAAUAAUUAAAAUUGCCAAUGACAAAUUAUCAAAUAUGUCAACAAGUAAUGCUGUUGAUGAAAUUCUAAAAUUAUUCCCCCAAAUCGAUCGUGCAAAAAAAACAAGAACUACAAGAUUAUUGAAACAAACUGUGACGUUAACGAAAAUGACUUCUCUGUCAACGACACACAAUAAAGAACAAGUAGCAGAGAACUGUAUGUUUUCUAACAUAAAAGUUAAAAACUCAAAUGAAAAUCCAAAAAAUUGUGCAAAAUCAUACAUGUGCUUAAGAAGUGCCAAAAACAAAAGUUAUAAGAGAAAGAUAACUGAAAAUUUUGCGGACUGCAGCAAGAAGGUGAAAGAAGAUAUAGGAGAUCUACUUUUAGCUGAAACCUAUGCGAAGUCAAAUGAAACCGGCAUUACGGUUUCAACUAAAUCAUCCAAAACAAAUUGCCAUGUUACAGAUAACAACAAUCAUAAUAAAAGUAUGAGAGACAGUUCAAAAACAGAUUUCUUUGAUAAUAUUCCUAAUUUAGACUCAAUAACUCCAAUCAAAGAAUAUUCUUUUGCAAGCCAAGAUCUCACAGAAUCAACCGAAAAAUUAAUUGAGGAAUGUUUAGAAAACGAUAACAUAAAAUACUUUAACCCUAGUAAAAUAAAUCUGGCAAAAGAGUGCACAUUUGACACCAAAAUUGCAAAAAUUGGUGCAGAGUUUGAGGAGUUUGACAUAAAUAAAAAUUUUUUCGAAGAAAAUGGAAUAAAUUUAAAUGAUGAAAAACAAAAUUUUAAAACAGUUUGUCCAAAAGAAAUUAAACAACCAACACCUGACAAUCAAAAUAAACUUGAUUCACAGUUAAAUAAAGAAUUGUUGACAUCCAGCUUUGAGUACAGCCCAGCAUCUCCUACUUGGAAAUUUCAGGAGUCAAAAAAUGUUAGUCCCGUCUUAAUUCCCUUAGAAAGAAGAAAGUUUCAAAGUAGUGGAAAUAAAGUAGGAGAUAAUUUUACUGCAAUAGAAAAACAAGAAUCUUUAAUACAAUACUUCCUUAAAAUUUUUGAUUCUCAUAAACAAUCUAAAAUAUUUCAAAAUAAGGUUAAAAAUUAUACAGAAAUUUUGUUAAAAUUGAAAAAUAUUCUUGAACAUUAUGUUGAAAGCCCAGCAAAUGAAGAUCAGGUGAAGAGGUGUAUAUAUAGAUUAUUUCAAAAUACGCAAAAUUCUAAAAUUAUAUGCAAGGCAAUCGCAGAAAUUAUAGAAAUAUCGAAAGACAAAAAAAAAAUAAAUUCAAGUUUGUCACUAAGUAUUUCAGAAACAGAAGCAAAAAUUGUUGUUCUUAUUGAAAAAUUUAAUACUCACAUAAAGCAAUUCAAACAAAAUGUUAUCACAGAAAUUCAUAACCGAGUUUUUAAACUCAAAUCAGAUGUAAUACCAUUGGAAAAUUUAAUUAAUUUAGUUAAAUUUAAUAUAAUACUCAUGGAUUUGGAAAAUUCACUGGAUAAACAAAGCGAAGACGAUAGAAAAAUGGCGCGAUUACUAACUUUUAAAUGUCUCUAUUACUAUAAUAUUAAAGCAAUUCCGAUGGUUUUUCAGUUGUUAAUAUCAUAUCCAUCAAUAUUACCACGUAAAAGCAAUCCUUUUUAUAAAGAUGAUGAUGUGAUUAUUAAAACUAUUCAAAGUAUAUUAAACAGUAUUCCAUACGAUGUAAAUAAAACCGAUUUAAAACAUUAUGAAAUGUUUUACUUAUUGAAAGACUUUUACAAUUAUGAUAGGGUAAAACCUAGUCGGGAAGAAUUAGUUGAAUUUUUAAUCAUCAAUAUUCGUAAACAUUUGCUGAAAGAUAUUUCGUAUUCAUUUGCUUUAAUUUGCAAACAACACGGAUUUGAAUGGACGGAAAAUUUUGUUAUUGAAAAGAACAUAUUGCCAUUAUUAAACGAGUAUUAUGCAAAAAUUUUGGAAUCGGAAGAAAAUGAUGAGCGUAUUGAAUGUUUAAUAGAAAGUUUGUCAUUUAUAAUAAAAAGUUUUCCGGUUGAUUUUAAUAAUUUCGAUAAAUACUUACAAAUUUUUACAAAUUUUUUACAUUCUACUGCAAGGAAACGAAUCCAACAAGCAGCUGUAUGUGCUUUAUUACGAUUAUCAAGAUUUGGUUUAGUUAAUAUAUUUACAGCUAUCUUAAAUUGGUGUCCAAAUUUCGAAGUGGAUAGAACAGUAAAAUUAAUGAUUCAAACAUUUUUAUACAGGAAGCCUUUAUACUACUGGAAAAAAAUUCAGAACCAAAUUAAAGAAUAAAAUAUACAUGCAUAAAUUUGUUUCAGAAAAAUAUAAUUUAGGCUGUGAAAUAGUAAAACCUAAACUAAAAAAAUUGAGUUAUUUUGGGAAUUAGUAUAAAAUUAAAAAAAAUAAUAAGUAUUUCUAAAAAUUGUUUUAAUUUUUAUAAGUUUAAAUAGUUAAUUUUGUAAUUUAUAAUAAACGCAUGAAUUUACAAAUGA